AUGCUCUCUGCACCUUCCCCCUUUCCUCUUUACCUUCUUCCAUCCAUUCCGUUCCGCCGGCGGCGCUCCAGCACCGAAACCACCGGCACCGUCAGUUCCGAAACCUCCUCGUCUCCCCCAGACGACGCCGCCGCCGCCCCAACCAACUACCUGCGCGGCAACCGCUCGCACCUGCGCUGCACGCGCUGCCUGACGGACCUCUGCCUGACAUCGCAGAUCAUCAGCAAGGGCUUCACCGGCCGCCACGGCCGCGCCUACCUGGUCGCGCCGCCGCGGCCCUACCCCAACACGACGACGUCGGCCGGCGACGACGCGCGCGGCGGCGGCGCCGUCUCGCACCGCGACAACAACCUGCCCAACACGUACGCCCACAAGCCCGUGCCGCGCCAGCUCGUCACCGGCGCCCACACCGUGUCCGACAUCAGCUGCGCCCUGUGCGGCGCCGUGCUGGGCUGGAAGUACGUCGCCGCCGAGGAGGAGAGCCAGAAGUACAAGGUCGGCAAGUUCAUCCUCGAGACCAAGCGCGUGUGCCGCGGCGUGUGCUGGGAGAACGAGGACGGCGACGGCGAUGCCGCCUCGUCUUUGACCCCCGUCAGGCCCGCCGGCGACGCGAGCAGCGAGGACGAGAGCGUAGAGUUCGACAGCCAGGACGAGGACGAGUGCGAGGACCUGUUUGCGGGCGUGUGGAGCCCCGCGCUGGCGAAGCGUAGGCGGAGGGGCCGCGCUUGGAGGGAGGGCAGGGGCGGCACCGGUGGUGUGGAAGAGGUCUGA
Molecule: messenger RNA, 771 nt
Organism: Lasiodiplodia theobromae
Lineage: Eukaryota; Fungi; Ascomycota; Dothideomycetes; Botryosphaeriales; Botryosphaeriaceae
Product: Yippee family protein
Exons: 1
Coding region: 1-771 (256 amino acids)
Source: RefSeq, a predicted model, not a curated record